UCGAUAAGAAGCCAUAAUAUAAACGGUUGAUAAUAAUAAAAUGGAGAAAAAUGACUUGUCUACCCAAAUAGCAUCUUCGUCUCCAACGAAUGCUAAUCCUAUUUUAGCGAAUUAUUCUUCAGAGAGCGCUCAUAAAAAAGAUAUCUCAGAUUUGAUUCAACAAAUCAUGAAUAUAACUGAACAAAGCUUAGAUGAAGCACAAACAAGAAAACAUGCCUUGAACUGCCAUAGACUCAAACCAGCACUCUACAAUGUUUUAUGUGAAAUCAAAGAAAAAACUGUGAUUAAUUUGAGAAGAAAUGAAGCAAUUUCAAAGUUUUCUAAUCUAGAUAACAAUGGAUCAAAUAGUAAUAUGAGUGGUAAUGACAUGAUGUCAAUGAUGAUGGAUGAUUCAAUAAUGCAUCCAGAUCCUCAGUUAAUGAGAUUAGAUAAUAUGCUUUUAGCAGAAGGAGUAGCUGGACCUGACAAAUCUUUACUAAAUCCAUUUUCAUCAUCAAAUAAUUCAGACAAUAACAAUCCAACUAAUAAUGCUAUAGAGCAUUCUGACUAUAAAGCUAAACUAGCUCAGAUUAGACAAAUUUAUCAUUCUGAACUUGAAAAAUAUGAUCAAGCUUGUGCAGAAUUCACAACUCAUGUGAUGAAUUUGCUGAGAGAGCAAAGUAGGACACGACCCAUUACCCAAAAAGAAAUUGAAAGAAUGGUCUGUAUCAUACGCAAAAAGUUUAGCUCAAUUCAGGUACAAUUGAAGCAAAGUACAUGUGAGGCUGUCAUGAUAUUGAGAUCUCGAUUUUUGGAUGCCAGGAGGAAAAGGCGUAAUUUCAGUAAGCAAGCUACCGAAGUGCUUAAUGAUUAUUUUUACUCUCACCUCAGCAAUCCUUACCCAUCGGAAGAAGCUAAGGAAGAGUUGGCUAAAAAAUGCGGGAUCACCAUUUCACAAAUAUCCAAUUGGUUUGGUAAUAAAAGGAUCCGAUAUAAGAAAAAUAUAACCAAAGCACAAGAGGAGGCCAACAUGUACGCUGCCAAAGCUGCAGCUGCCCAAGAACACAAUGCUAAUCAGAGGAUCGGUGGCGUCGGUGCAAGGAAUAGUUACGGAGGCCUCGACGACUCCAUGUCCCCUACCAGUAACAAUAUGAACUCUCUCGGGUCCGGUAAUGAGUUAAGUGGCCCUCCCCUCGAUAUGGAUAAAAAAUUGAUGAAUGUUGGACAGGAAGAAACUGCCAUUCAUAAUCUUAAUCAUCAAAUGCAACAACAGCCCAAGAGACAGAAAUUAUGAAUUGGAAAAUAAAUUUUAAUUUAUGAUAUUAUUCGACACCAACUCCAUAUGUGUUUUCUAUUUUUUCCACCACCUUUAUAUAAAAUUUACCAUAUUUAUUACGUUAUAUUAGUAUACUAUAUUUAUAAUAAUAAAUA
Molecule: messenger RNA, 1410 nt
Organism: Gordionus sp. m RMFG-2023
Lineage: Eukaryota; Metazoa; Nematomorpha; Gordioida; Chordodea; Parachordodidae
Product: pre-B-cell leukemia transcription factor 1-like
Exons: 9
Coding region: 41-1273 (410 amino acids)
Biological process (GO): neuron development; embryonic organ development; regulation of transcription by RNA polymerase II
Cellular component (GO): nucleus
Molecular function (GO): DNA-binding transcription factor activity, RNA polymerase II-specific; RNA polymerase II cis-regulatory region sequence-specific DNA binding
Source: RefSeq, a predicted model, not a curated record